CCGUUAAAUCGGACCAGCUCAUUUGAAACCCAAACAAACUCAACCAUGGCAACAGCCGCAUCUGCUUCCCUCUCACUUCUCCCUCCAAAACCCCAAAUCUCCAGCAAACGACAUGAAAAUCAACGUCGUCUCCUCCUACCCAAACUCUCUCGCAGAGACGCUGCCUUGCUCUCAUUCCUCGCUCUCGUCCCCUCCGCUCCUGCUUCUGCCUUCUCCGUCGGCAUCUCAGGACCGAAGGACUGGCUGAAAGAUCAAAAGAAGAAGGCUGCGAAAUAUAUAUUGGCUCCUAUCGAUGCCUCCCGUGAAAUCCUUCGCUCUGCCUAUCUCUUGCUAACGGACAGUCAAUCCGAAUUUAAGGAAGAGAAAUUAGAGGAAGUUCAAAGACUGUUAAAAUCUGCCGCUAGGGAUUGUGUUCCUCGAGAUAGGAAUUCGUUUGUUGCGUUUCAGGCUACUACAGGAGUGGAGGUUUGCACGUUUCGUUUGAUUGUGAAGAAUGCUGCUUCCUUACUUGAUAAAAAGGACCCUGCAAAGUUGGAAGCAGAAGCUAUUUUGGAUGAUCUUAUAAGAUCUUUCACUUCCCUUGAUGGUCUGGCGAAUGAAGCUAAUGUUCAACUUGCUUCUGACAGACAGAAGGUUGCUGAUGCACUCAUGAAUACUAUAUCUUCACUUGAUAAAUUCGAGCAGGGAGUGAAGGACUGCCUUGAAGCUUGACAAUUCAGGUCUUCUUCCAGAAUUAGAGCAUUCAGUUGUGGAAUUCACGUACAGGGACAGGAAGCUCUCUCUCUCGCUGGAGAAGAUAAACUACCCAUGCUUUCUAUUGACUUGUUAACCUGCACCAGCAUCGAUUGAUAUGGGUAAUAAGAAAAACUGUCCAGGAUGGCUCCAUUUUAUGAAAAUUCAAUAGACCGAUGAUUAUCUGUUCUUCUGUGAACAUAGUGACAAAAUGGACGCCAUACGAGAUAAGGUAUAAUGCAGUUUUGACUCAAUACAUGUAAAGGGUGUUUUGACCGAUGAUUGGACCGCAAUGCUUAAAUGAGACAAGGAGCCCUUUCAAGACUCUAAGAGCAUCUAAAACAGCUAAAUAGCUAUUUUAUUGUUUUUUUUUAUUAUUUAAAUUAUAUGUGAGAUGAAUAUUUAAGUGUAUUUUUUUCUAAUUAUUUAAUAACACAUUUAAGAAUUAAUUA
This is a messenger RNA of Populus nigra (black poplar), 1184 nucleotides long. RefSeq lists its product as uncharacterized. Bases 46 to 711 code for a protein of 221 amino acids. The transcript is spliced from 7 exons. The record is from RefSeq and is a predicted model, not a curated record. Lineage: Eukaryota; Viridiplantae; Streptophyta; Magnoliopsida; Malpighiales; Salicaceae. Gene Ontology annotation, cellular component: chloroplast.